AUGGAUUCCACUGCCCCCCUGUACUGCACCCAGCCUUGCAGAGAGGGUUGUGUUUGCAACAAAGGCUACAUUCUCAGCGGAGCAGUGUGUGUGUCCCUGAGACAGUGCGGCUGCACGUUGAACGGUCAGUAUCACCAGCUGGGAGAGGAGGUGAUCCUGACAGACACCUGCAGCAGGAAAUGCAGCUGCCGGCAGCCUGCCCAGCCCAUGCAGUGCCAGGAUCAUGCCUGUGGGGCUCUGGAGACAUGCAGCGUUGCGGAUGGCAUCCGAGGCUGUUACCCUGUGAAAUAUGGCACCUGCUGGGUGUUUGGUCAUCCUCACUACACCACAUUUGAUGGAGUCAUGUUUGAUUAUCAAGGAGCCUGCAAGUACACCCUGAGCAAGUACUGUGGCCCCCCUGGGAAACUCCCCGACUUCACCAUCAAAGUAGAGAAUGUGCACAGGGGCUCCAUCGUAGUGUCCUGGACGCACCUGGUAGAGCUCGAGGUCUACGGUGAGCAUAUUGCCAUAGCAGAAGGACAGUAUGGCCAGGUGCAGGUGAAUGGAUCCCUGGUCAAUCUUCCCCUGGUCCUUGCAUCAGGUAAACUCUAUGCCUAUUUCAGCGGCUCAUCGGCUGUGGUUCAGACGGAUUUUGGCCUUUCUGUGUCCUACGACUGGUCCUACUAUGUGCUGGUUUCUGUUUCUGAGGCCUAUUCUGGGUUCCUCUGUGGACUCGGUGGGGACUUCAAUGGGAACCGGAGUGAUGAUUUUCGAACCCCAAAUGGUUCUGUGGUCCAUGAUGCCGUCACCUUUGGCAAUAGCUGGAAGGAUGCCAACUCCCCUUUUCACUGCACGGCCGUUGGGCUCCCAGCCCAAUGUAACAAAGUGGAACUAGCCCAGUACAAAUCUGAGCGCUACUGCGGGGUUAUCACGGAUACUACUGGGCCUUUUAAAGAGUGUUACCAGCCGGGUGCUGCGCAGGUUCACUUAGAGAGCUGCGUGAGGGAUGUGUGCGCGACUCAGGGCAGCCACAAGACCCUGUGUGAAGUGCUUCGCAGUUAUGCCCAGCAGUGUCAAAGUCGCAGCAUUGCCAUUGAGCCAUGGAGACAGCGGGCUGGGUGCGCUGUGCCCUCCCGCUGCCGGACUGCGUGUGAAGAAGGGUGCCAGUGUGACCCUGGCUUUGUGCUGAGUGGCACCGACUGUGUGCCUCGGGAGCAGUGCGGCUGCACCCACAAUGGCAGAUACCACCUGGCAGGGGAAAGCUUCUGGGAAGGAGAAAAUUGCCAGAGAUUGUGCAGAUGUGACGACUCCUCCCACGCUGUCCAGUGCUCCCGCUCUGCCUGUGCCCCGGGGGAAUUCUGUGGCACUCGAAAGGGGGUUUAUGGAUGCCAUGAACGAACCAAUGGCAUCUGCUGGGCUUCUGGGCUGCCCCAUUACACUACGUUUGAUGGGAAGCGAUACAAUUCCCAGGGCACCUGCAGAUAUGUCUUUGCUGAAUUGUGUGGGGCAUCCAAAUCCUUGCCCUUCUUCAGAGUGGAAGUGAAGAACGGAAACCUGCCCCGUGUUCCUGUGGCUGUGACCUCGGAGGUGUUUGUCCUUGUGAACAGGACUGAGAUCCAUCUGCAGAGAGGGCAGCACGGGACAGUCAAGAUUGAUGGGGUGUCUCUGACUCUCCCGGUGCGUCUCCAGAGAAGAGGAAUCGUCGUUUAUCGGGAUGGGUUUCAUACCGUUGUGCAAGCCGACUCUGGGCUGAGUGUGAGCUACGACCUGGCCCACAGCCUCUUUGUCAACCUCCCCCCUGAGUACCGAGGCCACACCUGUGGGCUGUGCGUGAACCUCAAUGGAGCGGCUGAGGAUGAUUUUGUGAUGCAGAACGUCUCCCAGGGGAAGGACGCCUUCCACUUGGCUUUGGCUGGGAAGUCGGAGGAUGUCCCUGGCUGUGAUGAUGGCUGCCCUGAUUCCUGCCCUUUGUGUGAAGAGGAGGAAAGUCUGGUGCAGUCCAAGUCCCGGUGCUGGGUGAUCCAGGACCCUGAUGGGCCGUUCUCCGCUUGCCACUCCCAGAUUGACCCAGGCCACUAUCUGUCUGAUUGCAUCUUUGACCUGUGUGUGUCAGGAGGGGAGAGCAGUGCCCUGUGCGAGUCCAUUCAGACAUAUGCAGCCGCCUGCCAGCGAGCGAAUGUCUCCAUCUCACCUUGGAGGAAUGAGUCUUUCUGUGACCCUCGCUGCCCAGCAAAUAGUCACUACAAGCUUUGUGAGCAUCCCUGUCGGGACCUGUGUGCAGGCUCCUUUCUUGAAAAUCACUGCAGCUCCCUGUGCUCUGAAGGGUGUUUCUGUAAUGACGGGUACCUGCGGAGUGGGGAUCAGUGCGUCCUGCCAGGGCAUUGUGGCUGUGAGCAUGACGGACGCUACUAUGGGCUUGGGGACUUUCUCUGGCUCGCUGAUUGCACCCAAAGGUGCAGCUGUGACUCCUCUGGUACUUUCAGGUGUGUCCCCGCCAGCUGUAACCCUGGCCAGCAGUGUGCUGUGAAGGACGGGAAGUUGGGCUGCCAGAGCCAGCUGAGCACGUGCACGGUGACAGGGGACCCUCACUACUUCACCUUCGAUGGGGCUGUGGCCCAUUUCCAGGGCACGUGCGCCUACGAGAUCUCACACACCUGCAACUCCUCCCUCGACUUCUCCUUCCGGGUGGUGGCCGCAAACAGGAAUUUCCGGAAUCCCCGGGUCUCCUUCAUUUACCGAGUGGAACUUUGGCUCAGAACUGGCCAUUUUAAUUCCCAUGUCGUUCUGGAGCGAGGCAAAGACGUUCUGGUUGAUAGUGUGAAGAUUCCUUUACCAGCUCAGCUGGGACCUGUGGCCAACAUCACCAGGGUGAAGAACAUGGUGACUCUAAAAGCAAAGGCCAACGUGGAGAUCCAGUUUAAUGGCCGCCAUGCUUUGUUUGUCCGUGUGGGCCCGGAGUAUCGGGAGCAGCUGUGCGGGAUGUGUGGGAACUUCAAUGGGGAUCGCAGCGAUGAUAAAGUCAUGCCCAGUGGGGAGAAAGCCCAGGAUGACGCAGAGUUUGGGAAUACCUGGACCUCUGACAUCAGCCCCUCAAGGUGUAAAAAUGACACUGGCAACACAGAGGCAUGUACAAAAUUGACUGAGUUCCAGCAGCUGUGUGGGAUCCUAACGAACCGCUCCGGGCCUUUUUCUGAGUGUCACUGGUAUGAGAGCCCAGUCCCUUACUAUGAAUCCUGUGUCUACGAUCUCUGCCAGUAUGGCCUGGGCAAUCACAUGCUGUGUGCAGCUGUCGAAUCCUACGACGAGAUAUGUGCCUUUCACGGUGUGAAAGUAGCAAAGUGGAGGCAAGGGCUGCGCUGUGGUGUCAACUGCCCAGCCAACGCCUAUUUUGACUUCUGUGGCCCUCCCUGCCCUGCCUCUUGCAUCAGCCUUAAUUCAUCCAUCCAAUGCACCAAGCCCUGUGUGGCGGGAUGCUUCUGUAGGGAAGGGUAUGUGCUGGACGCUGGACGCUGUGUGUCUGUGAGCCGGUGCGGCUGCACGUUGAAUGGUCAGUAUCACCAGCUGGGAGAGGAGGUGAUCCUGACAGACACCUGCAGCAGGAAAUGCAGCUGCCGGCAGCCUGCCCAACCCAUGCAGUGCCAGGAUCAUGCCUGUGGGGCUCUGGAGACAUGUAAAGUUGUGGAUGGCGUCCGAGGCUGUUACCCUGUGAAGUUUGGCACCUUAUGGGUGUUUGGCCACCCCCACUAUCACAUUUUCGAUGGACUUGCUUUUGACUCUAAAGGUACCUGCAAAUACACCCUGAGCAAGUACUGUGGCCCCCCUGGGAAUCUCCCUGACUUCACUGUCAAAGUGGAAAAUGAGCACAGGGGCUCCAUCACGGCGUCCUGGACAUGCCUGGUGGAGCUGGAUGUCUACAGGGAACAUAUUGCUGUUGCAGUGGGACAGCACGGCCAAGUGCAGGUGAAUGGAUCCCUGGUCAAUCUGCCCCUUGUCCUAGCAUCAGGUAAACUCUAUGCCUAUUACAGCGGCUCAUCUGUCAUCAUCCAGACAGAAUUUGGCCUCUCUGUAUCUUAUGACUGGUUCCACUAUGUGACGAUUACUAUACCUGAGAUUUACUCUGGGCUGGUCUGCGGGCUCGGAGGAGACUUCAAUGGGAACCAAAAGCUAACCUGCCCCGCCAACAGCCACUAUGAGCUCUGUGGACCUUCCUGCCCGGCCUCUUGUGCCCACCCAGCUGUGCCCUCCCGCUGCCGGACUGCGUGUGAAGAAGGGUGCCAGUGUGACCCUGGCUUUGUGCUGAGUGGCACUGACUGUGUGCCUCGGGAGCAGUGCGGCUGCACCCACAAUGGCAGAUACCACCUGGCAGGGGAAAGCUUCUGGGAAGGAGAAAAUUGCCAGAGAUUGUGCAGAUGUGACGGCUCCUCCCACGCUGUCCAGUGCUCCCGCUCCGCCUGUGCCCCGGGGGAAUUCUGUGGCACUCGAAAGGGGGUUUAUGGAUGCCACGAACAAACCAACGGCAUCUGCUGGGCUUCUGGGCUGCCCCAUUACACUACGUUUGAUGGGAAGCGAUACGAUUUUCAGGGCACCUGCAGAUAUGUCUUUGCUGAACUGUGUGGGGCAUCCCAGUCCUUACCCUUCUUCAGAGUGGAAGUGAAGAAUGAAAACCUGCCCCAUGUUCCUGUGGCUGUGACCUCAGAGGUGUUUGUCCUUGUGAACAGGACUGAGAUCCAUCUGCAGAGAGGGCAGCAUGGGACAGUCAAGAUUGAUGGGGUCACUGCGACCCUCCCAGUGAGUGUCAAUGGAGGAGAAAUCAUCAUUUACCAGGCUGGACUGUACACGGUAGUGAAAACAGAGUUUGGGCUGAGCGUGAGCUACGACCUGGCCCACAGUCUCUUUGUCGGCCUCCCCCCUGAGUACCGAGGCCACACCUGUGGGCUGUGCGGGAACUUCAAUGGGGCCGCUGAAGAUGAUUUUGUGACGCGUAACGGCUCCCUAGGGAAGGACGCCUUCCACUUCGCUGCAGACUGGAAGUCGGAUGUCCCUGGCUGUGACGACGGCUGCUCUGAUUCCUGCCCUGGGUGUGAAGAGGAGGAAAGUCUGGUACAGUCCAAGUCCCGGUGCUGGGUGAUCCAGGACCCUGAUGGGCCAUUCUCCGCUUGCCACUCCCAGAUUGACCCAGGCCACUAUCUGUCUGAUUGCAUCUUUGACCUGUGUGUGUCAGGAGGGGAGAGCAAUGCCCUGUGCCAGUCCAUUCAGACAUACGCAGCCGCCUGCCAGAGAGCGAAUGUCUCCAUCUCACCUUGGAGGAGCGAGUCCUUCUGUGCCCUUUCGUGCCCCCCGCACAGUCACUAUGAGCUCUGUGAGACUCACUACCAGGACAUGUGUGCUGGAUCCUGGCUUCAGAAGUACUGCGGGCACACAUGCUCUGAAGGGUGUUUCUGUAAUGAUGGGUACCUGUGGAGCGGGGAUGAGUGUGUCUUGCCAGAGCACUGUGGCUGUGAGCACGACGGACGCUACUACGGGAUUGGAGACCACGUCUGGUUCUCUGGUUGUACCCAGAGAUGUAGCUGUGACUCCCGAGACCAUUUCCGUUGCUUCCAAGCUAAAUGCUACCCAGGCCAGCAGUGUGCUGUGAAGAACAGCAAGAUGGGAUGCCAGAGUCUCUUGACGACAUGUGUUGUAACAGGGGAUCCUCACUACUUUACAUUUGAUGGGGCUGUGGCACAUUUCCAAGGCAUAUGUGACUAUGAGAUCUCCCACACCUGCAACUCCUCCUUGGACUUGUCUUUCCGUGUGGUGACAGCAAACAGGCAUUUCCGGAAUCCCCGGGUGUCUUUCGUUUACCGAGUGGAAAUUUGGCUCAGCACUGGCAAUUUUAAUGCUCAUAUUGUCCUAGAGAGAGGCAAAGCUGUCCAUGUGAGUUGA
Malaclemys terrapin pileata is the source of this 5904-nucleotide messenger RNA. Its product is annotated as IgGFc-binding protein-like. Lineage: Eukaryota; Metazoa; Chordata; Testudines; Emydidae. The record is from RefSeq and is a predicted model, not a curated record. Bases 1 to 5904 code for a protein of 1967 amino acids. The transcript is spliced from 14 exons. Gene Ontology annotation, molecular function: protein binding.